Molecule: messenger RNA, 1455 nt
Organism: Pseudozyma flocculosa PF-1
Lineage: Eukaryota; Fungi; Basidiomycota; Ustilaginomycetes; Ustilaginales; Ustilaginaceae
Exons: 2
Coding region: 1-1455 (484 amino acids)
Biological process (GO): nucleotide-excision repair
Cellular component (GO): transcription factor TFIIH core complex; transcription factor TFIIH holo complex
Molecular function (GO): ATPase activator activity; double-stranded DNA binding
Source: RefSeq, a predicted model, not a curated record
AUGGCUUCGUCGAAGCCGGCCCCGACGGCCGAAGCAAACGGCCAGAAUGGACGCGCACUCACGCUCAACCAGCAGAGCCAGGCGGCGGGCAUCGGGUCGGAGACGAUCGACGACUUCCUCGACCGCCAGCCGCGCAGCAUCCUCAUCCGACUGUACGAGAAGCCCGCCAGCUGCCUUGCCAUCUUCCGCCUCCUCCCCAUCAUGGCGCGUCAGCUCGUCAUGCACAUGCUCUUCCUGCAGCAGCCUCCGUCCAUAGACGACCUACACGUCUGGAUCAAAAAGGACGGCAGGGCCAGCUUCCAGGCCGCCGUCGAGAAGCUCGUUCGCCUGUCCAUCGUCAAGCAGGAGUCGGUAGCCGGCAGACCCUCGCAGAUCCUGCUCAACGGAGUCUUCACAAAGGGCAUGCAGCGUGCCCUCAUCGGUGGCGGCGACCACCGAUCCUUUGGAGUGCCCUGCGACACCGAGGACAAGAACGCCGUCGAUGUGGCCUACCUGGACGAGUACGCGCGGACCAAGUGGGAGACGAUCCUGCACUACAUGGUCGGCUCUCAGGGCUCCGUGACGCCUCGCGAGCCAGUCCUCUGCGUGCUGCGCCGGAGCAACCUGAUGCAAGAGGGCAGCAAGGGCAGCAGCCGGCUGAGCAUCACGUCGCGGGGCUUCCAGUUCCUCCUCGAGUCGGUCAACACGCAGCUAUGGUACCUGCUGCUCCAGUAUCUCGACAUGGCUGAGGGUCGCAGCUUUGACCUGGUCGAGGUGCUGGCUUUCCUCUUCAUGCUCGGAUCGCUCGAGCUGGGCCGCGACUACUCGACCGAGGAGCUGCCCGAGACGCAGCUGCACAUGCUCGAAGACUUUCGCGACUACGGGCUGGUCUACCAGCGCAAGGCCUCGAGCCGGCGCUUCUACCCGACACGGCUGGCGACUACGCUGACGUCGAAUGCGGCCACGCCGCUGCUGGCGUCGAACGGCAACGAGCAGGAGGAGCGGGGCUACAUUGUCCUCGAGACCAACUACCGCGUCUACGCAUACACGAGCAGCCCGCUGCGCGUUGCGGUGCUGAAGCUGUUUGUCACGGUCAAGGCGCGGUUCCCCAACCUGGUCGUCGGCUCCAUCACGCGCGACAGCGUCAAGAGCGCGCUGGCCAACGGCAUCACGGCAGAGCAGAUUAUCACGUAUCUCACGCACCACGCGCACCCGCAGAUGUACCGGAGCGACCCGCUGCUGCCGGUGACGGUGUCAGACCAGAUCCGGCUGUGGGAGCGCGAAAAGAACCGGGUGGGCCAGGAGCUGGGCGCGCUCUUCACCGAGUUUUCGUCGCAGGCCGACUUUGAGCAGGUGCGCAACUACGCCGACCAGAUGGGCGUGCUCCUGUGGCAGGACGAGUCCAAGCGCUGCUUCUUUGUCGCCGAAGAAGGAUUCCAGCCGGUGCGCGACUUUAUCAGGCGCAGGGUCACGUAG